Molecule: messenger RNA, 1537 nt
Organism: Klebsormidium nitens
Lineage: Eukaryota; Viridiplantae; Streptophyta; Klebsormidiophyceae; Klebsormidiales; Klebsormidiaceae
Source: the annotation of a GenBank genome assembly
GGCCAAGUGGAAUGGCGACCUUCCAAAAUCUUGUGGCUCUUCAAGGAUAGAUGCUUCUGAAGCUCGAUCUGUUGCAAGCAACGUCAGUCCCACAUGUACUUGUUUUGAAGAGCUGACAGAAAAGCGCGCAGUGCCGUCUGGUGGCACCAGCAUUAGUUUUUAAAUGUGGCCCCCAGUCUCCUUUACUGGAAAACUUGAGAGACAAUGAGUUGUAUCAAACAGCUCUGCAUCAACCACUCAGCAAGCAAUUUGCAGGGAAGCCAGUAGUUGCUGAUGAUUGGAUAGGGUGUUGGGGCAAACUUCAACCCCUUUACCUGUCAAUCGAGUAGCCUCUCUGCUCAGACUGCGUCUCGUAGAGUUCACCAUGAAUGGGGUGGUGUUCUUCCAAUAGUGAACAUGCUCGUUUUUCCGUUCUUGGGGCGGUCCAAGGGAACUGGAAAUGAGGCCACUAAAAAGCAGGAGAAAGCCAAGGAAGAGUGCAGCUGCGAGACUCUUUCAGUGAUUGUUCCAGCUUUCAAUGAGGAGGCAAACAUCAGCGGUGCACUAAAAAGUGCACGAAGCCCCAAAGAUGCCGAACGUGCGGCAGAGAUCAUUGUUGUCGAUGGGGGUUCUACGGAUAAGACGCGCGAGAUCGCAAAGUCUAUGGGUGCACGAGUUAUUGAAGCACCAAAAGGCAGGUCGGCCCAGAUGAACGCGGGGGCCCAAGUUGCAAAGGGGGAUGUGCUGCUCUUUCUGCAUAGCGACUGUGUUCUUCCCCCAGGGUACCAGAGCCUUAUUCUGGAUGCCAUGUGCCCCUCAGACACAGGGUCACCAUCCCCUCCACCAGAAGCCACCCUCCCACAAACCAAAGCAGGCAUGGCUAGAAGCAGACCUCCUUCCCCCCCGGGCUGGGGAGCUUUCACAAAGAUCGCACUCGACGGCCCUGGCGCAGGGCUCCGGAUGGUGGAGAAGGGGGUCGAGAUGCGAACCAGGUGGAAACACCUUCCCUACGGAGAUCAGGGCAUCUUUGUCCACCGCCGCCUGUUUGAAGAGGUGGGAGGCUACCGCGACAUGCCCCUCAUGGAGGACUACCAGUUGGUUCGCGACCUUAAAAAGCUCAGCCAACCGACGCUGAUAGAUGCGACCAUCACAGCAUCGGCGAGAAGAUGGGAGAAGAAAGGUGUCCUACAAACAACGCUAACAAACCAAUUUAUUAUCAUGGCCUACAAACUUGGCGUGCCCCCUUCGCGUCUGGCUGUCUGGUAUCGUGGUGAAGGGGGAUACUUUUGGCAGCUAUGGAAGGAGGACAAAGGAAGCAAGUAAGCCGAUCUGUAACUUUAAUGUGUUUGACAUGUUGAGAUCUUCACAAUCUGUUGAUUGUCAAGGCCAUAAUACACUGACAUUGCAGAAGGUCAAAGCUCACGUUAUGUUUGAGCUCUCAUGCUUAAGCUCACGUCAGCCAAUGGAGGAGCUCCAGCCUGCGUCACCUUAGGAAAGUAUCUCAGCGCUGCUUUGGAACACGUUCAUAGCAGGUCGUUCACGUGAGACCAUAAAGGGC